UUCUUGUUCUUCAUUUCAUUAUAUAUAUUCCUUAGUUCAAUUGAUCAAUAUUGUCACGAUAGAAUGAUCUAUAUAUAUGUAUAUGUAUAUGGAGAAGUGGAUGAUAUUAUAUUAUAAAUUCCAAGUGGGCUUUCAUUGAUGUUUGAAUUUAGGUUUUAUGUUUUGAGAUGAUGGAAGGGGAAAGAAGUAAUGCUACACCUCCACUUGUUACUCUCUACUAAAGCCUUCCCAAUGGCAAUGGGACGUGAAUGGAAUGAAUAGUGGUGUCUCAUCAUCAUCAUCAUCAUCAGUUCAUGAAGGAGCUAACUAGCUGCUAUUCUCCCACCAAGUUGAGAAUUUGAUUCAAAGAUCACGAUAAUGCUAGAUUUGUCUUAACUUUUUUAAAUCUGCAAAUGGAAAUUGAGAAGAAGAAGAAGAACACAUUAAUAUCUCUGAAAAUUUUGUUUUAGCUUUUGAUUGCAUAAGAAAAAAAAAAAUUACAUACUCGUACUAUAAUAUAUAUAAUAAUAUAUACACAUCACAAUCCGAUUUGCAACUGCAUUUGGCUCCAACAACCCAAACCACCUUCAUCUCUCUCUCUCUCUCUCUCUCUCUCUCUCUCUCUGUGUAAGUUUCAUUCAUGAAUGGCGGCAGCGGAGGGAGUAGAUCAUAGGGAGCAUUCUGUGGUGUGGGAGCGUGUUUUGGAGAAGACGAAGGCGGCGCAGGACAAGGGCAGCGAUCCAGUGUUGUGGGUAACGGAGCUUUCAUGGAGUUUGAAAUCUUGGGGCGUGUCGCUGCCUUCUGCAGAGCUGGCGAAGCUUCUGGUGUCGCACAUUUGCUGGGGCAACAACGAGCCCGUGGCGUGGAAGUUUCUGGACAGGGCCAUGGCCUUCAACAUCGUCCCUCCUUUCCUCGUCCUCGCUCUGCUUUCCGUCAGGGUUAUUCCCAGUCGACAUUCAAGGCCAGCAGCAUAUAGGCUUUAUAUCGAACUCCUCAGGAGACAUGCUUUGACACUCAAAUCUCAUACAGAUUGGCCAAAUCUUCACAAAAUCAUAGAUCUGAUAGACGGCGUCCUUCAUCUCUCCCGGACAUUUGGUCUCCGAGCAAGUGAACCGGGCAUUUUUCUGGUGGAAUUCAUCUUUGCAAUUGUCUUUCAGUUGCUUGACGCCACAUUAGACGAUAAAGGGUUGCUGGAUCGGACCCCAGAAACAAUAUGGUUAACUAGGCCACAAGAUAUGGAGGUAGACGGCGACGAUGAUGAUUAUAAUGAGCAGAGGAUUGCACAUCAAGAGAAAUUGCACGACACAAACACUAUGAUGGCCAUAGAAUUAAUUAGGCAGUUCCUACAGAACAAAGUAACUUCCAGGAUUCUUAAAUUGGCUGGCCACAACAUGCCCGCUGCGCGUUGGCGAGCCUUUGUCCAGCGAACAGAGCUGCUCGCAGCGAGUUCAUCAGCACUGAGGAAUGCACGAGUUACAGCCUCUCUGCAGCCGGGUUCAAAUGCUAGCGAAAUCCCAUCCCGAAAAUGCAAAGCAGGUUCUCUGCAAGAGCUACAUGCGAUCAGCGCUUCUGGAGCUAGUUGUUCUGCGCUUUGGCUCCCUCUUGACCUGGUGCUAGAAGACACAAUGGAUGGUUCACAAGUUAAUACAACAAGUGCCAUUGAGAUCAUUAUUGGCGUGUUCAAGGCCCUUCAAGCAAUUAACAACACCACUUGGCACCAGAGUUUCUUAUGUCUCUGGAUGGCGGCUUUACGCCUUGUCCAAAGGGAGAGGAAGCCGAUCGAGGGUCCUGUACCUUGCCUCGACACUCGUUUGUGCAUGCUGCUGACUAUCGUAACUCUCGUGGCUGCUGAUCUAGUUGAGGAAGAGGAAAGUGCGCCGAUUGAUGAAACAAGUUACAACGACAGUGCUCUUUGUACAGAGAAACCGGUUCCUGGCACGCGUCGCAGGGACUUGGCUUCCAGUUUGCAGAGCCUCGGAGAUUAUCCGAGCUUGCUGACUCCACCUCAAUCAGUUAUUUCCAUAGCCAACCAGGCUGCUGCAAAAGCUCUGAUGUGUACUUCUGGCAUCGACGUCGCUGCAUACUUUGAGCGCGUCGACACGAAUGACAUUCAAAUGGACUGUUAUGGAAACAUGCACCAUUUGAUUGUGGAGGCUUGUAUUGCCAGAGAUCUAUUGGACACAUCUGCAUAUUUCUGGCCUGGCUAUAUGAAUGGAAGAAUCAAUCAAAUACCUCAUAAUUUUCUUUUACAGGUUCCAGGUUGGUCGGCACUUAUGGAAGGGGCUUCACUUACUCCAGUUCUAAUAGAUGUUUUAGUUUCAGUUCCUGCUUCAAGCUUAGCGGAGCUCGAGAGAGUCUUUGAGAUUGCAGUUGGAGGAUCAGAUGAUGAGAGGAUUGCUGCUGCCAGUAUUCUCUGUGGAGCCUCUUUAAUUCGGGGUUGGAAUAUACAGGAACACACUGUCCAUUUUAUAAUUAGAUUACUCUCUCCUCCAGUUCCUGUGGAUCAUUCUGGGAGUGGAAGCCAUUUAAUAGGCUAUGGUCCAAUGCUGAAUGUCCUCCUCGUCGGAAUUGCACCUGUUGACUGUGUUCAGAUCUUCUCCCUCCAUGGCAUGGUCCCACAGCUCGCUGGCGCCUUGAUGCCUAUCUGCGAGGUGUUCGGGUCGUGUGUGCCGGAUGUCUCGUGGCCUCUCCCAACCGGAGAAGAGAUCUCUGUGUAUGCAGUGUUUUCAAAUGCAUUUGCUCUUCUCCUCAAGCUAUGGCGGUUUAACCAUCCACCUCUUGAGUACAGAGUAGGCGAUGUGCCCCCAGUAGGUUCACAACUCACUCCUGAAUACCUAUUAUUGAUUAGGAACUCCCAACUGAUGGCUCGAUAUAGAAGCAAACUCUCAGUUUCUACAGCUUCGUCAUCUCCAAAACCCAUAUUUCUGGAUUCAUUCCCCAAGCUAAAACUAUGGUACCAGCAAAAUCAAGCUUGCUUAGCUUCAACCCUUUCGGGUCUUGUACCCGGGACCCUGGUCCAUGACAUUGUCGAUGACCUUCUCGACAUGUUGUUUAGGAAGAUUAGUCGAGCAGGCCAGUCGACUUCUGUAACAUCUGGGACUAGUAGUUCAUCUGGACCGGCGAUUGAAAAUGCCUCCCUAAGGCUUAAAUUGCCUGCUUGGGAUGUCCUUGAAGCUCUCCCUUUCGUCGUUGAUGCCGCUCUGACAGCCUGCGCGCACGGAAGACUGUCGCCUCGCGAACUCUGCACAGGACUCAAAGAUUUGGCUGACUUCCUUCCUGCAUCUUUGGCAACAAUUGUGAGCUACUUCUCUGCCGAAGCAACUCGGGGUGUGUGGAAACCGGUGUGUAUGAACGGGACAGAUUGGCCGAGUCCUGCUGCAAAUCUGUUGAAUGUCGAGCAGCAGAUUAAAAGGAUCCUAGCUGCCACUGGAGUUGCUGUCCCCAGCGUUGCUGCAGGGGGAAGCUUUACAGCAGCCACGCUCCCGCUGCCCUUGGCUGCCUUUGUGAGCGUGACGAUCACGUAUAAACUCGACAAAGCCUCGCAGCGUUUUCUGAAUCUGGCCGGGCCGGCGUUGGAGUCCCUUGCAGCAGGCUGCCCGUGGCCAUGCAUGCCAGUUGUGACCUCCUUAUGGACCCAAAAGGCAAAGAGAUGGAGCGAUUUCUUUGUUUUUUCUGCAUCUCAAACCGUGUUCCUUCACAAUAACAAAGCUUUGGUCCAGCUUCUCAAGAGCUGCUUUACUACAACACUUGGCCUGAAGGCAACCCUUAUCUCGAGCAAUGGAGGUGUUGGGGCUCUUCUCGGCCAUGGAUUUGGAUCCCAUUUCUCCGGCGGGAUGUCUCCGGCUGCCCCCGGGAUUUUAUACCUCCGGGUGUAUCGAUCUAUCAGAGAUAUCAUGUUCUUGAAGGAAGAGAUUAUUUCACUCUUGAUGCAAUCUGUGAGAGACAUAGCCCACAAUGGCCUUCCAGAGGACAGACUAGACGAGCUGAAGAAAGCCAGAAGUGGAAUGAGAUAUAGAAAGUUUUCACUUGCUGCAGCCAUGGCUAAGGUGAAAGUGGCUGCCUCACUUGGGGCUUCUCUGGUAUGGUUAUCCGGUGGCUCAGCACUGGUCCAGUCUAUGAUUAUAGAAACACUGCCUUCUUGGUUCAUAUCUGAGCAAGAACAAGGGUCAGAUGGGGUGGUUGCAAUGCUUGGGGGGUUUGCCUUGGCAUACUUUGCGGCGCUUUGUGGGGCUUUAGCUUGGGGUGUGGAUUCAUCCUCACCAGCAUCAAAGCGGCGGUCCAAGGUGCUCAGACCCCAUAUGGAGUUCAUGGCAGAUGCCAUAACCGGGAAGAUCUCAGUUGGUUGUCGUUGGGCUACUUGGCGUGCUUACGUGUUGGGGUUUCUGAGCCUGGUGAUAGCUGGCUCGCCUAGUUGGGUGCCCGAGUUGGAUGUGGUGCUGUUGGGGAGGCUGAGUAAAGGGUUAAGGCAAUGGAAUGAGGAGGAACUUGCACUGGGUUUGCUAAGGGUUGGUGGUGUAGGGACUGUGGGAGCAGCAGUACAAUUGAUAAUUGAGAGCGAAAUAUAGCAUCUUUCAUUCUUCCUGUCCAAAAAUCUCUAGACUGGGGAUUGUAACGAAUGUAACUCAUCUACAUUGGAUUUCAGAUAAUAUCCUUUGCAAAAGGUGAAGGCUAGAAUUUCUGUUUAGUGAAUUGGAAGAUAGACAAC
Molecule: messenger RNA, 4684 nt
Organism: Diospyros lotus (date-plum)
Lineage: Eukaryota; Viridiplantae; Streptophyta; Magnoliopsida; Ericales; Ebenaceae
Product: mediator of RNA polymerase II transcription subunit 33A-like
Exons: 12
Coding region: 624-4544 (1306 amino acids)
Biological process (GO): regulation of phenylpropanoid metabolic process
Cellular component (GO): mediator complex
Source: RefSeq, a predicted model, not a curated record